This is a messenger RNA of Ictalurus furcatus (blue catfish), 1630 nucleotides long. It is a transcript of the gene kncn, whose product is annotated as kinocilin. Lineage: Eukaryota; Metazoa; Chordata; Actinopteri; Siluriformes; Ictaluridae. The record is from RefSeq and is a predicted model, not a curated record. The transcript has 5 exons.
UCUCACCCUGUAAGUGUCAGUGAGGUGACGUGAGCGAACGCCGACGGUUAGAGUGGUAGUGUAUGUUAAAGGAUUGUGUAGAACAGAGUGUAUGGGAGUAAAAUGCUGUAAUAUUCAGUAGUGGGGAAAUGAAAGGAGCUAUAUUGAGAAACACGUCUGUUAGCGCUGGCCGAGCCGGCCUUGUUAAACCGAUUAGCCUCCAUCAAUCAGGUCCUAAUUAGUGUGGAGUUGGAGCCGGAAUGUGACGCAGGAAACCGGAGCAAGUUCGUUAAACAUGGAUGAGGCAAUGGGAGAAAAUGGAACACACACACACACACACACACACACACACACAAUGGACUUUAGGGAGAGUUACAGUCAAUCUGCUGGCUUUAGAACUCUGUCCUGAUCACACACUCGGUCUGCUGCCAGGUUACAGGUCUGUAUGCACGUGUGAGUGUACAGGUGUGUGGGACUGUUACAGGUGAGUGUGUGUUUGGGGUGUUUUUGGGGGUGUGAGUGUCAUUUUAGCUCCUGUCCUCUCUGUAAAGGCUGUGUCCGAGGUGUGUUUCAGGUCUGCGUGUGUUUAAGGUGUGUUUAGGAUGUGUUUCAGGUGUGUUUCAGGUGUGUUUAAGGUGUUUCAGGUGUGUUUCAGGUGUUUAGUGUAUGUUUCAGGUCUGCUCGUGUUUAAGGUGUGUUUAGGGUGUGUUUCAGGUGUAUAUGUGUGUUGCAGGUGUGUAUCAGCCGAAUGUGUGUGUGUUUCAGGUGUGUAUUAAUGUACUGUCCCAUUCCUGUUUUUGCUUCACAGAUCUAUUUCGGGGUGUCAGUGAGUCUCAGGUGUGUGUGUGUGUGUGUGUGUUUGGAUGCCUGCAUGUGAGUGUGUUUUGUCCGUGCGUGUGUGUGUGUGAAUGAACGCAGUCAGUAUUGGGGAGUACCAUGGGCUGCGGGUGGGCUCGGCCCUCCUCAGUAUCGUAUCCGGCUGCAUCAUCAUCGGCGUGUCUAAAGACUGCGAUGCAGACGCGGUUGGGGGAGUUUUCCUCGGAGCAGGAGGACUGGGUCUCCUGAUCUCCGCGUAUCCGUUCAUCAAAGCCUGGUUCAGCGUCCAUCACAUUUUACCCAACAUCGGAAACUUCAGGGUCCAGCCAAUGGCUCCAACUCCGGCCCCCGAACAGCCCUCUGACUCCCUCAGAAGAGAGGGUAAGUGCACUUAGCUAGAACUGGAGCUCUCGAAGAGCCGCAUGGGGACGUUUGUGGAGGCGGGAGCUGCUGCAGCUGAGGGCUCGCAGGAAGACGGACCCUCUACAGAUGUUCCGGAUAUUUUGGGCAGGCGUAAACCCAAACUCUCAGAGGUGGACCUUCCAUAAACAUCUGAAGCUCGAACCAUCAACUGUGUGAGAGUAUUAUAACACAAUAUCAGUUAGACUCAGACCUACAAUUAAUAUCUGAGGCCAAAACCGUGUUUGCGAGUAGAUGAAACAGGGAUGAGUUGUGCAUGUUAUUAAUAUGAACAUUAGCACGUCUUGGCCAUGAGAUGCGUCUUCCCUCCUGUUGUGUUCCCUCCAUCGCCCCCAGGCCGUCUCUUUCGACUCCAGAUCAAAUGCAAAUGCGACAUUUAUUUUAAAAUCUCCAAUAUGUCUCAUUUCCAUUUCAG